CAUCUAUCAGCUGAACAAAGGUGAGCGCUUUAUUCGUUGUUCGACCAUGGGCCAAAAGGAUGAUUUAGCAACAGAUCCUCAGUGUCAUGCUCGAGCGUGUGCCAUUCAAACUUGCUUAGCCAAGAAUUCAUACAACGAAGGCGCCUGCCGGUCCGAGAUCGACGCCCUGUAUGAUUGUUGCAACGCUUUCUACUCCAAUAAUGGCGAUGAUGCAAAAUCUGUCAGUUGUCCAAAAGCUAGCCUACUGCGCUUGAAAAUGAGGCAGAGGAUGGAUGAGAAUCGGGAGACUGGGUCGAGAAGCUAGGUCAUGGCGGAGCACGUUAGAUGUACACUCAUGGCAUCGAGCUAAAUAAGAUGCAAGGGAAUUCGAAGUUUCCAGACUGAUGCUAUCGUCCAAACAAUAUGCGUGUGCGUGUGAGACUCCAAGUUAACUGCCCAUCAUCAGCCCAAAAGGUCAGGGAACUGUAACAGGAAGGAUCGAAUUUUCUCUGGGCGAUCAUGAGCGCGCAAGAGACCCUAAGGGCCUGAAUAAGUAAUGAUGGUUACUCCAGAGGAGACUUAUUCCGAGACUCUAAGUAGAAG
This is a messenger RNA of Mollisia scopiformis, 582 nucleotides long. Its product is annotated as DUF1903-domain-containing protein. The transcript has 5 exons. The record is from RefSeq and is a predicted model, not a curated record. Bases 47 to 304 code for a protein of 85 amino acids. Lineage: Eukaryota; Fungi; Ascomycota; Leotiomycetes; Helotiales; Mollisiaceae. Gene Ontology annotation, cellular component: mitochondrial intermembrane space.